UUCAGGAGAUGCUCCCGCCGCUGUUGCCGUCGCGGUGCACAACUCUGUUGCCCGCCAGCUCCGUCAGAGUAGCGACCUGCUGUCCAAGGACCGAGGGCGCACCCGAGCUGGGCCAUGCAGCCAGGAGCGGCACCGCGGGCGGUGCUGCUGGUCACCGUGCUUGCCGGGCCCUGGGGUGCCGCUGGUCGCCUGCUGAGCGCCUCAGCCUCGGACUUGGAGCUGAGAGGGCAGCGAGUCUGCCGAGGAGGAACACAGAGGCCUUGUUAUAAAGUCAUUUACUUCCACGAUGCUUCCCGAAGACUGAACUUUGAGGAAGCCAAAACAGCCUGCUUGAGGGACGGGGGCCAGCUCGUCAGCAUCGAGUCUGAAGCUGAGCAGAGACUGAUAGAAAAGUUUAUCGAAAGCCUCCUGGCAUCUGAUGGUGAUUUCUGGAUCGGGCUCAGGAGGCAUGAGGAGAAAGAGAGCAAUGGCACGGCCUGCCAGGACCUUUAUGCUUGGACCGAUGGCUGCACAUCCACGUUCAGGAACUGGUAUGUGGAUGAGCCUUCCUGCGGCAGUGAGGUCUGCGUGGUCAUGUACCAUCAGCCAUCAGCACCUGCUGGCAUCGGGGGCCCCUACAGGUUCCAAUGGAAUGAUGACCGAUGCAACAUGAAAAACAAUUUCAUUUGCAAAUAUUCUGAUGAGAAACCAAUAGCUCCUUCUACAAGGCCAGGAGGUACAGGUACAGAGCCAAGAACACCCAUGCUUCCCGGAGACACAUGGAAAGAAGAUGCCAAAGAAACAUUUGAAGAAAACAAAGGAACUACCUUGAAUCUUGCCUACAUCUUAAUACCCAGCAUCCCCCUUGCCCUUCUUCUUGUGGUCUCCACAGCUAUCUGUUGGGUUUGGAUCUAUAGAAGGAGGAGAUGGGAGCAGCCUGACCCCAGCACAAAGGAGCCACACACCAUCUGGCCCACUGCUCACCAAGGGAACAGCCCCGACCUCGAGGUUUACAAUGUUAUACGAAAACAAAGUGAAGCUGACUUAGCUGAGACUCGACCAGACCUGAAGAACAUUUCAUUCCGAGUGUGUUCAGGAGAAGCCACACCCGAUGACUUGUCUUAUGACUAUGACAACAUGGCUGUAAACCCAUCUGAAAGCGGAUUCGUGACUCUGGCAAGUGUGGAGAGUGGCUUUGUGACCAAUGAUAUUUACGAGUUCUCCCCAGAACGAAUGGGGAGGAGCAAGGAGUCUGGAUGGGUGGAAAAUGAAAUAUAUGGCUAUUAAGGCGCCUGGGGAAAGCUUGAAGAAUGGGAAAGGAAAGAGAGAUAAAAUUCUCCUAUAUGCUAUCAGGAACACAUGCAGAUCUAUGGCAUUGCUCACACAGGGUCCAGGGGUACACAUGUGGGUCCCACUAGUCCUUUUGGAUUCCUAAGUUUGGGCCGUAUUUCUCGCCCAACCUGACCUAUAAGAAAGCACUUUGUCAAGAGCCUGGCACAGAGUAGAAAACAAACGUCAGCUGACUGGUUCGAUCUGGCUUCCCAGGGCCUGUGCGAUUGUGAGCAGGAAAAAGGUGGUAGCCCUGUGGCUUGCAAGGCCUAUGACCGUGGCCUGUAUUUUGCUGUCCAGGGCAGAGGACAAGAUCACAAAGAGACAGAAAUUACGGAAUCAUGGGCAGGGCUGCACAUCAGCAACUCUUAUCUGUUGUUUCUUUUUUUGCAAAGAAAUCAAAUCAAAAGCAGGAAGCAGAACUCUGGUCAGUCUGUGUCUGCAGCCCUUCCUCUGCAGUGGCCUCAGGGGACCCUUUUUUCUUUCUCCUGACAGCCAUACUUAGAAAUCUCCAACUCAGAAAUACUUUAGAAACAAAAAAUGAAUUUGAGUCUCAAUUCUAACCAGUUGACCGGCCCACGCUGGCUUUCCUGAGCCGGUGCUGUCGUGAGCAGAAGUAAGGUAGUAGCAAGGUGGAGGCUCACGUUCCCAGCCUUGAUACUGCAAGUUCUUACAUUGGUUUAUGCCAUGUACAGCACGCUACAUCAUUUUUAUUAAUAACAUUUUAUUAAUAACCUUUUGUUUUAGGGAGCCAACUCAUUCAAAUGCUUUGGACUCAAAUCCAAAGAAAAGUUUCUGGGCCUGACAUCAGUCAUUCAUACAAUGAAGGUCUAUGUCAUUAUUUAAAUCACCAUCAGCCUCCCUUUAUCAGCUUAGUAAUCUAAUUUACCCACAUCUCAUCUAUCUUACUUUUGAAUAGCUUGCCACUUUGCUUCCAUAUGGAGUCCUAAACUAGACAGUUAACUACGCUGGGUAAGAAUAGUCUAGAAUGUGGUGGGCUGUAACCAUGGGCCAAUUACCUGUGCGACUAUGGCAAAGAAUGGUGUGUAGGAAACAAAACAUCAUUUAUACCUGCUGUGGAGAGGCAGGUUUUGUGGGGUACAUUUCCAGCAUAAACAGUGAUCAUGUGUUCUGAAGCAAUAAUCACUCUAAACUGCCCGAGGUCCUAUUUUGUUUCAGACCUGCUGGCUCUAGGAUCUUUCAUCAUAGCAUCAGGCCACCUGUAUGGCCUCCUUAUCCUGUGCCCCUCUGCUUUGGCCUCUGUCCCACAACAAGUUCUUUGAGGGCAGGAAUCCUACACCCCCACCUCCUACACCCAACAGAGCAUAAGCUUAUUUGUUGGUCAGAUGAACAAUUCAUCUUUUAGCUUGAUGGAAAACAGCCUGAGUAUGUCGAUUUGAAAAUCUGGUUAGAUUUAUUUAUCAAACACAUAGGAGGUAACUGAAUUAUUUUUGCUGAAAAGCACUCCCACUGCCUAGGAAAAAGGAAGAAGCAUGGUAACAGAUAAACAGAAGUUGGUGAGUUGUCUUAACAACUUAAUCAAGUCACUAAAAGUUGAAUCGAGGACCCCUUUUUCAGCCUGCAAUCAGAGUCAGCCACGAACAUCUUUUUUGUGGCUGAUGUGUUAUCUCCAUGGAGCUCACAGAGUGCUUUGUCUGUUUACACACAAUCUUCCCCUGGAUUUAAAGUAUUCUAUUUCCUUUUCCUCCUCAGAGUUACUAGCCUGAAUUUAUCCAACUCCAUUUCUGUCUCUGACAACAUUUCAUUAAUUUAUAAACAUUGGCUAAAUGUUCAGUGUUUAUGUUCAAAUUGAACAUUGAUAGUUUAUUCAUUCAGGGGUUAUUUGAAGAUUGAGCGAAACUGUUUCAUCCCUUAGAAGCACAGUCCCCAGCCUCUUUUCCCUUUGUGACAUAUACAACAGAGGAAAUGAAUGUACCAUGUAAUUCCUUAGGACUCUCUACUUAAAAGAAUUUCUUGAAUACCUAUUAUGUACCACACACCAUGCUAAGAUGGAACACAGUCAGUUCUCGCUAAGGCGGAAAGAAGUUGGGCACAGGCUAUGUAUAUUUCUCAACAUGGCUGCUGUAAUGACCUUGUUUUAUCAUGUUGCUCAUUCGAUCACUCAUCCAAGAAAAGUUUAAACACACCUUCUUGGUGUCGGGAACCGUGUAUGCAAGUUGCUAGACAGUGGUAAGAUUCUCUAUCUCAUGGAGCUUAUAUCCUAAUGGGGAAAAGAAGACACAUCAGAAUACAAGAGAAGUCACUGUAAUUUGAGGGUUGCUUUUUUUUUUAAUUGUGUGCAGCUCUUUCUGUUGUCUUUUACUGCCCUUCUUUUCUGUUCCCGAAAAUAUGGAUCCUGGAGAUUUAGAUAAAUGAGAGGAAGGUAGGUAUCUGUGCCCGGGGAUGUGAGGGGGCGUGGUAGCUAGGAAUGGGGAAUCAGGAGCAUGUUAUACCCACAUUACUUCUAAGUCAUGUACCUCAUGGUGGAGAGCAGACUUUAGAGAACGGUGCUCGGAAAUUGCAUGCCCAGAGAUGGAAAAGCAACAAAAACAUUGUCAAACAGUGGCCAAUGGUUAGCAACUGCUAAUAGUAACGUAUUUUUGAAUCCUGAGUUUGAACAGCAGAAACCGUGUCUAGAAUGAGUCAUCAAAGCAAGGGCAUUAGGAGAAACCAGUUUUUCAAAAUAGAAUAAAACAGUUGUAGGUUUCAGAAAAUUAGAGCUGUUAAAUAUAUACUAUCAUAGAAUGUGUAUGCAAGAGUUUUCUAUGGUGGGUUAUAUGUUUUAAUCAGAAAAAACUAGAUCUUGUCAGUAGUUCAGAGUUUGGACUGUUCUGCCCUUGUUUUUUACUCAUGUGCUUUGUGUUUGGCUCAAAGCACAUCAAGCAGAAUUCAUAAUAGCUGCACUGUUCUGGCACAAGUAGGAGGCAAACCCGUGAGCGCUGAACGUAAAGCAACUUUUGCUAACUUUAAUUGUCUUCACCACUAGAUGGCAAUGUUAGGUUAGCAAAAUUUUUUUUCUUAAUUGCUCAUUAGUUUCUAACAAGUAAUUUCUGCCACUAUAAGGCUAGGGAAAGUAAAAAUAAUAGGAGAAAUAAGAUGGUACAGUGAAGCUGUUAAAAAUCCUGUGUUCUGGAAGUAAGAGUGUCUAUGUUCUAAAUCGUGUGUCUGCUACUCAGUGGUUGAGCAAUCUUGAACAAGCUAUCAGACUAUUUAGACCCCAAUUUCUUCAUCUUUAAAAUGAGGAUAACAUUAAGUACUUAACAAAAUACAUGAAAAACACUGGCACAUGUUGAAUCAUGUCGUCCAAAAUUCAUAGUUAGGCUAAAGUCCUACCCAGUACCGCAAAAUGUGACCACUUUUCAUGCUAGGUCAUUGCAGACCUAAUUAGUAACUUGAAUAGUAUUCAGUAGGUCCUAAUCCAAGGACUGAUAUCCCUACAAAAGAAGGAGACCAGGACAAAUGAUAGGCACAUAGGGAUGAUAUCCUGCGAUGAGGAUGGCAGAAACUGGGGGGGUUGGGGGGGUUGGAGAUGCAAGGAAUGCCAGAGAUUGCUGGUACAUUACCAGAAACUAGGCAACAGGCCUGAAAUGGAAUCUUGCUGGCAGUGCUCAGAGGGAACCCUGCCAACACCUUGAUCUUGGACUUCCAGCCCUGAGAUCUGUGAGACAAUACAUUUCUGGUGUUUAAGCAACCCCGGCUGUGGUAUUUUAUUAUUACUGUUGGAGGAAACACAGCAUGUGAUAAGUACAAAUUAAUAUUAGCUGUUAUUACCCCUGUACACUUUAAUCUAAUUGUACUGAGGCAGCAAUAAUUUGUAGCAUUUCGACUGUCAAUUAAAGAACAUUUUCCAGCUAUGUGGCCUUAUAUACCCUCUCCCACCCCCACCACCACAAAUGUGACACUCUGCAGAGCAACACAGGGCAAAACUCUCAGCAGCUGGGGGGAUUUACAUGAACAGGGGACCUGCUAACAAUGAGAACAGGAGGUUUUUCCAUGCCUGAAGAGGCUCCCACAGAGGCUACUUGACCCCUGGUAGGGGGAGUAUUUAGAGCCUCCAGAUGCUGUUUGGUGCCCUUAGACCACAUGCUGUCAAGGUGUUAGUUCUUAUUACCAGAGGGACCUCCUACUGAUUGAAAGGUUGGAUUUAAUAACCUGUAAACUCGCUCUUUAGCUCAGUGUGAAUUUCAGUCAUGUUUCUUUGACUCUGAAGAAACCAGUAAAAUAAAGGGGACAAAGAGCUUG
Messenger RNA from Condylura cristata (star-nosed mole), 5550 nucleotides. RefSeq names its product layilin (gene LAYN). The record is from RefSeq and is a predicted model, not a curated record. The transcript is spliced from 8 exons. The coding region runs from base 115 to 1266 and encodes 383 amino acids. Gene Ontology annotation, molecular function: hyaluronic acid binding. NCBI's taxonomy places the organism in Eukaryota, Metazoa, Chordata, Mammalia, Eulipotyphla, Talpidae.